UUUACUUCCUGCGAGUGAGGAGGCCUUGGCGGAAUCAGUCGUUGCUGUUCUUCCCUUCGAAGAAGAUGGCCUUGGAGACGGUGCCGAAGGACCUGCGGCAUCUGCGGGCUUGUUUGCUGUGUUCGCUGGUCAAGACUAUAGAUCAGUUUGAAUAUGAUGGCUGUGACAAUUGUGAUGCAUACCUACAAAUGAAGGGUAACCGAGAGAUGGUAUAUGAUUGCACCAGCUCUUCCUUUGAUGGAAUCAUCGCAAUGAUGAGUCCAGAGGACAGCUGGGUCUCCAAGUGGCAGCGAGUCAGUAACUUUAAGCCGGGUGUGUAUGCUGUGUCAGUCACUGGUCGUCUGCCCCAAGGAAUCGUUCGGGAGCUGAAGAGUCGAGGCGUGGCCUACAAAUCCAGAGACACAGCUAUAAAGACCUAGCAAGAUGCAGGAUUGCCAGCGUCUUUGUGUCCCACCGCCUGCCUCUGCCUGUUUUUCCUGGUGGAGCUAAACAAGCAGAACUUCCAAUCCCCCCAACCUUCCAACUCUGAGACUCAGCAGACUGUUAAAAGAGCAGCACAGUGGUCCUUGGACCAUUUUACCGUUGGACUCCUGGUGGAGGGAGCAGGGGUUUGGGUUGUUGGAUUAACAGAGACUGAUUGGAGGAGGGAGUAGGAUGCUGGUUUUCCUACCCACAGCCCAGGCCUGCUUCUUUGCCCAUGGGCAGGACUCUGUGAGCCAAAUGCCAAUAAACAUGAGCCCCUAGAAAAGUU
Messenger RNA from Loxodonta africana (African savanna elephant), 751 nucleotides. RefSeq names its product SPT4 homolog, DSIF elongation factor subunit (gene SUPT4H1). The record is from RefSeq and is a predicted model, not a curated record. The coding region runs from base 66 to 419 and encodes 117 amino acids. Gene Ontology annotation, cellular component: DSIF complex; nucleus. Gene Ontology annotation, biological process: transcription elongation-coupled chromatin remodeling; regulation of transcription elongation by RNA polymerase II. Lineage: Eukaryota; Metazoa; Chordata; Mammalia; Proboscidea; Elephantidae. The transcript is spliced from 5 exons. Gene Ontology annotation, molecular function: RNA polymerase II complex binding; zinc ion binding.